This is a messenger RNA of Andrographis paniculata, 569 nucleotides long. RefSeq lists its product as uncharacterized. Lineage: Eukaryota; Viridiplantae; Streptophyta; Magnoliopsida; Lamiales; Acanthaceae. The record is from RefSeq and is a predicted model, not a curated record. The transcript has a single exon. Gene Ontology annotation, cellular component: membrane; photosystem II. The coding region runs from base 79 to 456 and encodes 125 amino acids. Gene Ontology annotation, biological process: photosynthesis.
UAUUCUAAUACAAAUUAACUUCCUUCAAUUUUGAUCUGAGACUAGACCAGAACACAUACCUUCCCUUACCCUCCUCCAAUGGCUUCCACCUCCGCAAUCUCCAUGGCUCUGCCGCUGCCCCGCGCCUCCUCCUCCUCCUCCGGCGCCGCCGCCCGGGACGCAUUCUUCAAGCCAUUGCCGUUGAGGGCGCUGCCGCUGUCUCCGCCGCCGAGGGCUGCAGCCGGAAAAUUCCAGGUCAGGGCGGCGGCGCCUUCUUCGCUCAAAGACAAGGCCGUCACUGGACUGACGGCGGCUGCGCUCACGGCGUCGAUGAUCAUCCCCGACGCGGCGGAGGCCGCCGUGUCGCCGUCGCUCAAGAACUUCUUGCUCAGCAUUGUCGCCGGCGGUGUCGUCUUCGCGCUCAUCACCGGCGUCGUCGUCGCCGUCGCCAAUUUCGAUCCUGUCAAGAGAACUUGAACAAUAUAUAUAUAUAUAUAUAUUAUCCUGUCUUUUGUGUGUGCCCUAAAAUAUAUCAGUGUAUUUUCUGUGUUCCUAUUUAUGGCAGUAAAUCAAAUCCAAUUUCCUCUGCA